AUGUGCGGCAGGUUCGUGAGGCAGCUGUUGGCCGAAGAGAGCAGGCAUUCCACCAUCGUGGGGCACCUCCUGCUGCCGGUGCUCCUGGGAUUCCGCCUCGUGCUGCUGGCUGCCAGCGGGACCGGGAUCUAUGGCGAUGAGCAGAGUGAAUUCGUGUGUCACACGCAGCAGGCAGGCUGCAAGGCCGCCUGCUACGAUACCUUCCAUCCCUUCUCCCCACUGCGCUUCUGGGCCUUCCAGGUCAUCUUGGUGGCUGUGCCCAGUGCCCUCUACAUGGGUUUUACUCUGUACCAUCUGAUCUGGCAUUGGGAAGAAUCAGGAAAGGUGAAGGAGGAGACUCUGCUCCGCCAAGGGGAGAAGAGCAGAGACGAUGCUUCAGGGCCGGGAAGCCCCAGGCUGCUCUGGGCCUAUGUGGCACAGCUGGGGGUGCGGCUGGUCCUCGAGGGGGCAGCCUUGGGGGUGCAGUACCAUCUGUAUGGCUUCAAGAUGCCCAGCUCCUUUGCAUGUCGUCGGGAGCCUUGCCUCGGCAGUAUAACCUGUUAUCUGUCCCGCCCUUUUGAGAAGACCAUCUUCCUAAAGACCAUGUUUGGGGUCAGUGGGCUCUGUCUCUUGUUUACUCUUUUGGAGCUUGUACUCCUGGGCCUGGUGAGAUGGUGGAGGACCUGGAAGCACAAAUCUCCUCCUUCUAACUACUCCCCAGCUGCAGAGAGCACCAAAAAACACAAGGAACCGACUGACAGCUUCCCAGUGGUGGAAGCCAAAGAGCAGUUCCGAGAAGCAGAAAAAGUCUCAGCUCCCGCUUGGUUCUCUACUUUGCAGAGUUAUGAAGCCACCUGCCUCAACUCUGAACGGAACCCUACGAUUGGAUCUUCUUCCGCACAUCCAAAGGGUCGGGAACUGCUCCAGCAGCUGCGGCUGCAGCUACAGGAUCUGCUCCUUUCUAGCAUCUUAGAUCACCCCAAGCUGGCUUGGAGCAUCCCAUAUCCACAGACCUCCCGCGAGCUGAACCACCUAAGACACGGGUGGGAAGUCUCCUAUCCGAGAGAAUAUGUGGGCUUCGCGGGGGCAGGAGAAAAUCCAGCCUUUCCAAGAACUCAACUAGCCCUUGGGGUUGGAGACCGAGAACGAAGGCUGAAUGAAAAGAACGGACUUCAGGGAGAGCGAGCUUAA
Molecule: messenger RNA, 1170 nt
Organism: Callorhinus ursinus (northern fur seal)
Lineage: Eukaryota; Metazoa; Chordata; Mammalia; Carnivora; Otariidae
Source: RefSeq, a predicted model, not a curated record